Molecule: messenger RNA, 1089 nt
Organism: Caenorhabditis briggsae
Lineage: Eukaryota; Metazoa; Nematoda; Chromadorea; Rhabditida; Rhabditidae
Exons: 2
Coding region: 1-1089 (362 amino acids)
Source: RefSeq, a predicted model, not a curated record
AUGCUUUUUCUUGAUCCCAUUGUUUGGAAAGGACGAAACCCCACAUUCGAAGACUAUUACCAAAAUUUCUACUUGAAAAACUGUAGAAAUGAAACUUCUUUCUUUGAGGAUCCAUAUAAUUAUGCAGCUAUCACAUCAGCUAUUGCCACUGCAGUAUUUCCAAUACAUAUCCUUGCGUUUUAUUGUAUUUUAUUCAAAACACCUAAAACAAUGGACGGUAUCAAGAAAGACCUAAUCGUUUUGCAUUGCUGGACGUUUUACUGUGACAAUGCUCUAAAUGUUCUACUAAUUGGAUACAUUUUUGCUCCAGUGUUUUGUGGAGUUCCACUCGGCGCCCUGACACAUUACGGUGUUCCUGUAGUGAUAAUCGGAUAUUUAGGACAAAUUGGGGUUUCCGGAGUGGGGACAUCUCUCGUUAUACUUUUUGAAACUCGCUACACAGCAGUAUCUCCAAACAACAUUUUUAAUAGAUUUCCCAUUUCGAAGAAACUGUUUUUGGCUACAAACUACAUUUAUACAGCUACAUUUCUCAUCCCAGCAUUUUACUAUUGGACUCCAGAUGACAGGCAGAUAGAGGAGAAAUUAAAUGUGCUGAAAGUAAUUCCUUGUCCUUCUCCGGUGUUUUUCGAAGAUCAAGUGGUCGUUGGAUUUCCGCCAGAUCACACAUGGAUAGCUUUUUAUUGUUGUUCUGCGUUCUCUUUCAUUAUAAUCACUCAAAUUUUGUUUUUUGUUUGCAACACCAUUCAUCGGAAUCAUUUCAAAAUCAACCUCAAGCUAUCAAUAAGGACCCUGAAACUACAGAAACGACUAUUUCGUUCUUUAUGUGUUCAAGUUGUGAUUCCAACUGUUUCCCUUUUUAUUCCUGCCAUUUAUAUAUGUUUCUCAAUCCCCUUUUCAUAUUAUGAUCAGACCACCAAUAACAUAUUGGUUCUAGUCUUCAGCUCUCAUGGAACUCUGACAUCUUUGUGCACUAUUUUGACAUAUCAACCAUAUCGAAAGGUACUUUUUUCGUUUCUCACAUGUGGUCACACUCAAAAAGUUAUCAAACGAAGUGUGAUCGUCAUUCAUGCUUCAAUCUUCUUUUUCUGA